This is a messenger RNA of Plenodomus lingam JN3, 855 nucleotides long. The record is from RefSeq and is a predicted model, not a curated record. Lineage: Eukaryota; Fungi; Ascomycota; Dothideomycetes; Pleosporales; Leptosphaeriaceae.
AUGGGGCUAGGGAAAGAAAAGGCGCGUGUCGUUGGAUUUAGGCUCAAAGAUACCAAGUCCGAAGACCGAGCUCCGUCAUCGCCGACAACAAAAGCCGUCAUCCUUGCGGAACCUCGUUCCGAUCCAACAUACAACCUUCCCCCAGCUCUCCUCCCAAUCGUCUGGAUCUCCGCACACGCCAUGUUCCUCACGCGUCUCCCUCGGGCACCAACGACACAGACAGUCCGGAAAUUCUCCAGUAUAGCCUCACGCCGACAAGUAACAAUACCGUAUACGCAGACAUGUCCCUCCCCAACCUGCGAAUGCGCUGCGAUGCCGCCAGACCUCGAUAUCGAUCGCAAGUCGCCGCUAUUAAACACAAUGGCUGCAUACGCUGAGCACGUUGUUAUUUGUACCGGAAAGGAGGACUGGGCCAGCAAUAUUGCGCAGGAGGAAGGCGAGACGGGUGAUUUCGUCAACGGGAUCAAAGGUAUCAUUGGCAAAGGCGGCGUCGCAUUCGAUCCCUUCACAAACAUCCUCCUCACCGCCUCCUCCCUCCCCAAAUCCAACCCCCAAAACACAACAACCGCCCUCCUCUUCCCGAGCUUCCAAAAACUCAAAAACAUGCCCAACUCCCAACCCGCCCUCUCAAACUUCGCCUCCGCCUACCUCAAACCAACUUCCCUCCACCCCUUCCACACCGCCCUCACCCCGGCCCAAAAGCAAAAUCUCACCCGCAACCCCGCAUGCGCUUCUACCCUUCCCAAACCUGAUCCCAUCACCACCCCAACCAUUCUCAUCUGCGGCCACGCCUCCCGCGACUCCCGCUGCGGCACCCUCGUCACAUUGGCGGCCACAAGUAUGCCGGCAACGUGA